Messenger RNA from Pseudogymnoascus verrucosus, 1692 nucleotides. RefSeq lists its product as uncharacterized. Lineage: Eukaryota; Fungi; Ascomycota; Leotiomycetes; Thelebolales; Thelebolaceae. The record is from RefSeq and is a predicted model, not a curated record. The coding region runs from base 274 to 1500 and encodes 408 amino acids. The transcript is spliced from 2 exons.
AUUAAACAUUCUUGUUUGCACUUCAUUUUACAGGCUAGACCUACAUCUCUUCAACGAAUUCGAUAUUCGGAGAUCUAUCAUUCCUUACUUCGUGCCUGUGGCAUUUGCAAACCGUUACAAUCCUUGAUAUCCACCUCACAUUCCCUCAAUCGCCAAGUCUAAAAGACUCGAUCUUGCUUAAGCAACGUAUACACAUCAUUCACUUGGCAAUAUAAAAGCCUAGAAAUCUUGUCUCUAUCUCGUCCGGCACGAAUCACCAACAAAACUAUCAACAUGCAUUUCACAUCUUCUAUCGUCGCCACUCUUGGCAUGGCCUCGUACGCGAGCGCCCACAUUAUGAUGACCACCCCGAAGCCUUUCGGAAAGUCUACUCUCAACAACAGCCCUCUUCUCGCCGAUGGAAGCGACUUCCCCUGCAAGCAGCGCGGUGGCGUCUACGACCCAGAGGGUGCCAGCAACCCCAUGGCCCUCGGCUCCACGCAGCCUUUGAACUUCGUCGGCAGCGCCGUCCACGGCGGUGGAUCAUGCCAAAUCUCUAUCACCUACGAUGAGAAGCCAACAAAGGACAGCGUCUGGAAGGUCAUCCACUCGAUCGAGGGAGGCUGCCCAGCACGUGGCGUCGAUGGCAAUCUCGGCGGCGGCCCAGACACUCCUGUCCCGGAUGAUUACAGCUUCACCAUCCCCGAGGGCCUUCCAACUGGCAAUGCCGUUCUUGCCUGGACUUGGUUCAACAAGGUCGGCAACCGCGAGAUGUACAUGAACUGUGCCCCGAUCGAUAUCACCGGAGGCAACUCGAAGUCAAAGCGCGACACUGCUGCCUACGACGCCCUUCCAGAUAUGUUCACGGCAAACAUUGGCAACGGUUGCACGACCGUUGAUAGCAAGGAUGUUGAAUUCCCCAAUGCCGGCGGGUCCGUCGAGAAACUUGGAUCAGGUUCGCUUACGCCUCCAACGGGAAGCUGCCAGGCUGCUGGUGGAUCUGGUGGUGGUGGUGGUUCAUCCGAGGCCCCAAAGCCGACACAGUCCGUUGUUACCGCCCCCACCGGUAUCCAAGGCGGCGUUUUCGUCACAGUCGCACCUAACGCAAGUGAAACUGUCGCCCCUGUCGCGACUUCUGCCCCAGUUGAGUCUGUUGCUCCCGUCGCAUCCGCCGCGCCCGCUGUUCCCACGAGCGUCACCUCCAGCCCAUCCGCACCCGCCGCUGUUGUGCCUGAUGCAGGCUCUUCAGCAAACAACGGUUCUGACACCACCACUGGCAGCUCCGAGACCGCCGCUGGCACUCCUUGCCCAGGCCAGGAGGGCUCAUGGAACUGCAUCAGUGGAACCUCUUUCCAACGCUGCGCUUCUGGGCAGUGGUCUGUCGUUCAGGCCGUCGCCGCUGGAACCACUUGCGAGACUGGCAUUUCUCAAAACAUGAAGUUCGUCAGCGCCGCCAAGCCAAGACGCGCAAUCCGUUUCUCCAACGAGCACGUCCGCCGUCACCUAGCUUACUCCUCGUGAAGAGCACAUUAGAUCGCAGGUCGAUUUAAUUGUGUAUUUUUACGGAUUGGGGAUAUUGGGUCAGGCGUUCAUGGAUUCACAAAUUCUUGUACAUAGUUUUGUGUUGUGUGUCAGAAUAUAGGGGGCAGAACAAGAAACAUGUCUAGGAAUUAAAAGAUAUGAAUUCACUGAGUCAAAUCAUUGAUUUAACUU